AAACGUUUCUAUUUGAUGUAUCGAACUAUUCAGAAGAGAAACUGUUAUUUCUCAAAGAUAAAGGCUGAACAAUAUCGUCCUUCUCCAGAGUAACUCGCCCAUUCAACUUAUAAAUGACCAAUAAAUCUGUUCUGGGGUUUGGAUAAUGCGUAACCUGUUAACAAAAUGUCCCAUGUUUACUUAUCAAACCAAGAAAGUCUUUAUCUUUCUGUAAUUACCUCUCCAAUCAAAGGCACAUAAAACAGAACGUCGGUAGUUCCACAGAGUGAAGGCAUAUUUAUUGUCUUCCGGUUAAGUAUGGAGACUUCGAUUGACGAGGAUCGUUUGCUGACGUCUACUCCGAUUGAAAGUUUGGACUUUCCACAUCUCCUGGAUCCGGGUGAAAAUCUCUCGGACAGCAAAUCUGAUGACAGAGACACUCCAGACUUUAUCGUCCGAUUGGGAACCUCCCUGGUUCGAUCAGAGGCAGAAUCGCAGUACAAACUUCUUUUGAAAGAAUUUACUCUACGACCCUUGGAAUCUCAAAGGAAUAUCAAACAACAAUGUGUUGUCAAUUCUGGCGCAACGAGUAUCCGGAGUUCCGGUCGAGUUUCGCCAAUUCGACGUCGAAGCUCGGUUAUGUCUGUCUGUAACGACACUCGUCGGAGUUCUGUGACGUCAAUCACAACGGAACAGCAUCUUUCUAUUCUGAGACGAGGUCUUGGUCGUCUGCAAAGAAGAAGGAUGUCCACGAGAAGCGUCCUGUGUCCUCCCACACCCUCACCGAAAGAGGAUUUGUCCCCACGGGAACCGCGUAUAGUCAAGUUCAGAAGAAUCGCCAAAAGUGUCCUGAUUGUAUCUGGGAUAUGGAUAUGGCUAAAGAGAUACACGCUGAAACCGAACACAAAGGACUGGUCCUUCAUGGAAAUGUACAUCCACGUGCGGGAUGACAUGAAUCAAGUCCUCGCCUUUAAUCCCAACACGUACGGAAAGUUUGAACCACUGAGAGACAAGUUGAAAGAUCUGCUGUUCAUACCUAAAGAAAGGAGAACUCUCCAAAACAUACAAGUGAUAAUGGCCCUGAUGAGAGACAACACCUCCUUCCAGGAUUACCCCGUCCACACACAGAUACAACUGGCCCGCUGUAUGCAGUAUCAGAGCUAUGAGACACGGCGUGUGAUUUUGAAGCAGGGUCACCCUCCAUCCAUGUUCUACAUCAUGUUGACCGGGACAGCCAUUGUAAACAUUCUAGACGAAGAUCCAAGAACCGGAAAUAAGUUCAUUCGGACAGUUCACGAACUCAACGGCGGAGAAACGUUCGGAGAAAUUGCACUAAUACACGGAGGUGUCCGAACAGCGUCCAUUAUUUGUAAAACAACGUGUGAGUUUCUGGUCGUUUUGAAAGAGGAUUUCGAUGUCAUCAUCAAAGAGCCGCUGAGAACACAAAAAGAGCAACACGUGGAAUUCUGCAAAUCACUGAUGCUGUUCAAAGACUUUCCUUGCGACAAAGCCUUCCAGCACAAUCCCAGUCAGUUUUUCUACCAGUUUUUCAAACCUGAUGACGUCAUAGUCAAAGACAGUCGAGAAAGCAAAUACAUUAUCGUAGUAAAAGCGGGAAAGUGUAAAAUUGUGAGCGAUUUCCAAGGCAGGAAAUCAGAGACGCGGGCAGACAGGAUCAGAAAGAUGUUUGAUCCUGAGAUAGAAGAGGCGUUCCCGCUAUACACCACAAUGAAAAAGAUCCACGCCAUGGACUCAUGUCCACGGACCGAUAACAAAACCAGCUCUAAGGACAAUUUUCGGAUUGGAAUACUGACGGGAACUAUUGAUAGAAAGAAACUGGUCAGCAACGUCUCAGGGAAACUGUCGAUUUCAGAAAGUACAACAGAAAAACUUUCAGCUGACAACGAUAACCAGGUGGGACGAAGGCGGCAUUCUGCUGAUCCACAUAAAAAAUCCCAGAAGUCUGAUCGAAGAAGCAAGUCCUCCAAACCACGACUCAUGGAGGAAAUUCUGGAUUACGAAGAGGAGUGGGUGGAACGUAAGCGGUGUCCUGAUCCUUUAAUCACGGCGUACGCUCAGAUAUCGGAAUUAAAGAAAGGACAAGUCUUUGGUCUGGAGUCCCUAAUCUCUGCUCCGUCCACACGACUGAGUCUGGUCAGCGAAGGGGCCGAGUGUAUCCUCAUCUCCAAGCGGCUCUUCCUUAAGGAGGCGGACGUCAAAGUCCUCAGAAUAGUCACCGACCUGGUACAAAAUUAUCCUUCCCAUGACUACAUUAAGAACCAAGUAUAUGUUUACCGGAAGUGGGUGAAAUAUAAGGCCGAUCUAGAGCAGGAAGUGCUGUCCGACAUCCAAAGGAAGAAUAAAGCUUGGAUAGGGGGCGUUCCAGCCAAAGCGUGAAUAUUGCGGUGUGAUGGUUGACAUAUUGCACAACUCUUAUCAUAUAUAUAUGAACAGCUUCAACUUGUUUAUUAUUUACAGAGUAUUUUUAAUGUCAACAACCAAACAGUAUUAUUAAAGUGUCCAAACAUUCAA
Messenger RNA from Ostrea edulis (European flat oyster), 2511 nucleotides. Its product is annotated as cyclic nucleotide-binding domain-containing protein 2-like. The transcript has 17 exons. Bases 298 to 2376 code for a protein of 692 amino acids. The record is from RefSeq and is a predicted model, not a curated record. Lineage: Eukaryota; Metazoa; Mollusca; Bivalvia; Ostreida; Ostreidae.